Molecule: messenger RNA, 1227 nt
Organism: Dovyalis caffra
Lineage: Eukaryota; Viridiplantae; Streptophyta; Magnoliopsida; Malpighiales; Salicaceae
Source: the annotation of a GenBank genome assembly
AUGGCUAGAGAGAGAGGUGGUGGCGGCGGCAUCAAUGAUAUAUCAGAAGAUGAUAACACUCAGUUGCUUCCUCCUUCGGCCUCAUGGAGAUUAGAUAUUGAUAAGUUCCGUCUUCCUCAAGAAACGCAUAAUCAUCGUAGCCAUCAUCGUGUCUCUUCUUUCUCUCUGUACCGUCUCCUCCCUGCUUCAAGGAAGCAACGCAAGGUUUCAGAAUACUACAAGAAACAAGAAAGGCUCCUUGAAGGAUAUAAUGAGAUGGAGGACAUGACUGAAUCGGGUUGUUUCCCUGGAAAUCCAACAGAGGAUGAAAUGAAGCAGCUGGCAAAGAGUGAGCGACUGGCAGUUCAUAUUUCCAAUGCAGCUAACUUCCUACUAUUUGCAGCAAAAGUUUAUGCUUCUGUUGAGAGCAAAUCUUUGGCAGUUAUUGCUUCAACUUUGGACUCCCUAUUGGAUCUCUUGUCAGGAUUUAUUUUGUGGUUCACUUCCCAUGCCAUGAAAAAUCCAAACCAUUUCCACUAUCCAAUUGGAAAGAAACGGAUGCAGCCCGUGGGAAUCGUUGUCUUUGCAUCUAUAAUGGCGACACUGGGAUUGCAAAUUCUGCUUGAGUCUGGCCGGCAGCUCAUUGCGAAGAAAGGGCCUGAAAUGGAUAAGGGGCAGGAGAAAUGGAUGAUUACCAUUAUGGUUUCUGUCACAGUUGUGAAGUUUCUGCUGAUGCUCUAUUGUCGAAGAUUUAAGAAUGAAAUUGUGAGAGCCUAUGCACAAGAUCAUCUCUUUGAUGUAAUAACAAAUUCAGUUGGUUUGAUAACAGCCGUUCUAGCAGUCCGAUAUUACUGGUGGAUUGAUCCUACCGGAGCUAUAAUAAUAGCGCUGUACACCAUCAACACUUGGGCGAAGACCGUUAUCGAGAAUGUACGGUCUUUAAUUGGAAGAACUGCCCCGCCUGAAUUUCUAGCAAAGCUGACAUACCUGAUAUGGAAUCACCAUGAAGAGAUCAAGCACAUUGACACGGUGAGGGCAUAUACUUUUGGUAACCAUUACUUUGUGGAGGUUGACAUAGUCUUGCCAGAAGACAUGGUUUUGAACCAAGCACAUAAUAUUGGUGAAGAUCUCCAAGAGAAGCUUGAGCAAUUACCUGAAGUUGAGAGAGCUUUUGUGCAUAUAGAUUUCGAGUUUUCUCAUCGCCCUGAACACAAGAGCAGGAACAAGACUACUGCUGAUGUAAUGUAA